AGAAACACUAUUGACUUCUAACGUUGAGUGUACCUCACCCGCCCCAUAUUUUGGGAUUAGGGUUAGGGAUUUUCAGAUCUGAAAACAACCAAAAGUCAACAAGUUCAUUCCUUUCAAAGUUCCCCAUAUAUAUAUUCACAAGUCAGGGUUUUUGAAUUAGGGUUUAUUUUGUGUUUGAGUGAAGUGCUUUGGGUGUACAAGAGGGUAAUUUUGAGCUGCCAAUGCAAUUUGAUUUGAAUUUGGGAGAUUUUUCGGUUAUUUUUGGGCCACCGAAAAACCUGCACAACAAUGUCUUGGGCAAGUCCAGAAGAUAUCUAUACCUCUACUUCUCUUGCUAGCUAUCUUGAUAAAAAACUUCUUGUGUUGCUGAGAGAUGGGCGAAAGCUUUUGGGAACACUUCGUUCUUUUGACCAAUUUGCUAAUGCUGUCCUAGAAGGGGCAUGUGAUCGUGUUAUUGUUGGUGAUCUAUACUGUGAUAUUCCAUUGGGUCUUUAUAUUAUCCGUGGGGAAAAUGUCGUGUUAAUUGGCGAGUUGGACGUAGAUAAGGAGGAACUUCCACCCCACAUGACUCGUGUUCCUGAAGCAGAGAUAAGAAGGGCCCAAAAAGCAGAAAGGGAGGCGACAGAUCUUAAAGGUUCAAUGAGAAAGAGGAUGGAAUUCCUUGAUAUGGACUGAAAUUUCUUGCUGAUACUGGGUUCUGCUUGGAAUCAUGCCAUGCCUUGCGCAAAUAUUAUCGCGGUAGCUGGGUGGUGGCAAAAAAAGUAACUACAAAUGGAUUUGUCUUUUCUCACUGGUGUACCCUAUUUGGCAGUGCAUUGUAACAUCUACAGUAAAUAAUUGCAGUUCGGAUGGGUAAACAGGAGUUGAUACUGCUAUUAUCUUUUUAUAUUUUCUCCGUUAGAAUGCUAGACUACGAAGAUGGUAAACGUUAUCCAGCCUUCUUCCAUUGUCUUCUAAUUCUAGUGUGGUAGAACGUAAACUUUUAUGGUUGAUUGUAUAGACUGAAAUGUGGAUUCAGCAAUUUAUCCCGUUUAAAAUAACAGCUAAUUUUGCUUAUA
Molecule: messenger RNA, 1058 nt
Organism: Nicotiana tabacum (common tobacco)
Lineage: Eukaryota; Viridiplantae; Streptophyta; Magnoliopsida; Solanales; Solanaceae
Product: sm-like protein LSM1B
Biological process (GO): deadenylation-dependent decapping of nuclear-transcribed mRNA
Cellular component (GO): Lsm1-7-Pat1 complex; P-body
Molecular function (GO): mRNA binding
Source: RefSeq, a predicted model, not a curated record